AUUGGUUUAAAGUAUACAUACAAAUUUUAUCAAAAAAAAAAUAAAUAAAAAUUAAAAAUAAAAGGAAAAAGUGCGAAAGGAAUCAAGUGGAGUUCAAAAGUUUUAAAGCAAAUUGCGUGCAUAAAGGCAGCAAAAAGCUUAAGUUUAUUAUAAAAUUGUGUAAAGCAAAGAAUAUACAAGUAAAAAACAUUAUAUGUACAUACAAGAAAAAAAUCAGAAAUAUCUACCAAUACAAACGCGGCGUGCGUGUGGAGCAGCAGCGCAGCAGAAGUCAUAAGUGCGAGACGAGACAGUCGUCAGCGCGUUAAGAAUUGAAAUCGUUUGCUAAAAAACGUAUUGGAUACGUAGUGCAGUAGAGAAGUGGAAAAAAGCUAUAAAUAAUAAUAUUUCUACUAAAAGCAAUUAAAAUUAAUAAAGAAAAAAACCCCACGAGGUUUUGGCGCCUAGCAGCAAGUAAAAAUUUUACUUAAGGCCACAAAAUUUCCCAAACAAAAGCAAUCCCGUCUUUGCUACGGUUACCGUAAUAGUAACUGAAUUUAAACUGUUUUACGCCGAAGGGAAUGGUAUAUUUCUUGGGGGAUUGGGGCAUGGGAGAUUCUGACUGUACGUCAUAUCAUCAACAUGUUCCAACAAUACAACCGACCACGUUGCAUGUACACAGCCAUAGUCAUCAGCAGCAACAACACCAACACCAGCAACAUGUGCAGCAGCAGCAGCAACAGCAACAAGCUAAUGAGCAACAGCUUGAAUUGCAACUACAAUUGCAGUCGCAGCAGCAACAACAACAACAACAACAGCGCGUUGGUGAAAUUGCGCCUACAUUAGGUCCAUUAUCGCCCUUACAAUUUGGCAGCGGCACAGCAGAUGCAACAACACUACUCGGCAAUGCACUUACAGUUGUACAACAACAACAACUCAACUCACCGCAACAUGUUACCAGCAGCACAUUGGUCACAGCUAAUUUACAACAACUGUCGGUGAGCAAUAACAGUCGCAGUGGUAGUCACUGUUCGACGCCCAUUAAAUCGACUAUAAUCGACGCUUUUGAUAAAGCUACCUAUCAGCCACUGCAGAAGCAGCAGCAGCAGCAGCAGCAGCAGCAGCAACAGUCUAUCCAACAAUCGCUGCCAACACAAGCACAUCCGCUACCCUCAGCGACAGCUGCUUUGCAUCAGUAUUUAGGUCGUCAACGUUCCGACUCGUGUGCCGGUAAUGUUGGUGGUAACUGUGCGAAUGCAUCCUCAGCGCCGACUCCACCAGCGGAGCACGUCGUUAGUAAUAAUAACAACAGCAGAGGAUCAGUGGCGGCAGCAAAUAAUUUCCUGCAGCCUCAGUUGAGUAAGGAUCUCUUAGAGAGUGAGGAUGAAGUCGCACUUCAGCCGCUCUCCAAUCAGGUCGGUGGUCACACCCGUCUUCUAUUGCUGAAUCAAUCCACUGUCAUAAAGCCAUUGAAUUUGCGUGAAUUGGACUUUUAUCAAAACAUUCCGCACGAUGUACAGAAGUUUGUGCCCAAAUAUAAAGGCGUGAUGCAAGCGACCACAAUGGGCGGCGCAAAAUUGGAGAAACGCUACUCGCCGAGUUUCCGUGAGGAGCCCGUACGCAAAAUGAGCACCACCAAGCGGAAACGCGAUGAUGUGCUAAGGAUGAAAGUUCAUAAGAAUGGAAAUGCUGCCGAUGUUAUAAAGAGUAUUUCACAAUUAGACAACACAAAUAAGCAAUAUUUCCUAAUGCUUGAGAACAUAACUUCGCAAUUUCGUAAUCCAUGUAUUUUGGAUUUGAAAAUGGGCACACGUCAGCAUGGCGACGAUGCCUCGGCGGAGAAACGCUCCAAGCAGAUGGCCAAGUGUGCAGCAAGCACAUCGGCAUCGUUGGGUGUACGCCUAUGCGGCAUGCAAACCUAUCAGGCGCAUCUGGAUCAAUAUGCCAAGCGCGACAAGUACUGGGGACGUGAACUGGACGAGAGUGGCUUCAAGCAGGCUUUGCAUGACUUCUUCUACAACGGUUAUCGUUUGCGCAUACGCGUUAUAAGGAAAAUUGUGCAACGCCUGUUGCAGUUGCGUCGUGUUAUCGAAAAGCAAUCCAGCUAUCGUUUUUAUUCGUGUUCACUACUUAUUGUUUAUGAGGGCUUUGAGGAGAAUCCACAGGCGCAUCCAAUGGAUGUUGAGGAGUGGCUGUCACCGGCCACACCGAAAUCGGCUACAAAGUCGGCAACUUUCGAUUAUCAUCCCGAUAACAGCAUCGAUGACGAUGAUAUUGACGACGACGACGACGAUGAUGAUGAUGUUGUUGAUGCCGACGAUGACACUGCCGGUCAUGAUGGCGGUGAUGAGUUGGAACCACAUGAAACGGAGGAUGAUGAUUUGCAUAUGGUUGCAGCUGAUAGCGGUAAUGCUUCGGCAACCAAUAGCAGCACUGGCGGUGAUCCCUGCUGUUAUGAUGCUGAUGCCUCGAAUGAUUCUACAACAAACACAACCGGUCUGCAACUGCCCGCCACACGUCGUAAACGCGGUUUAACGGAAGCAACAUUGGAGCGGUCUCGUGACUUUGACGAAGUGGUCACACCUGUACGCCGUCUUGACGCUGUUUCACCCGCAUCGUUGACAGCAGUAAUCGAUUCGAUGUUGAUGCCACCACUAGCAGCGUCAGCAGAUAGUGGUAAUGUAACUACCGCCAGUGGCAACAGCGUCAAUCCGCCAUUCAUUCCAAUCUCCGAAGAAACAGUAUUCCUCGAUCCCGAGCCGCCAAUGCCGAGUGUCUCGACAUCGUCGCCACAUUCAGGCGAUUCCUGGAUGAACUACAGCAGCAAUAGCAGUGACGAUUUCUCUGGGCUUUCUGAGCAAAUCAAAGCUGUCACCAGCGGACGUCAAACAGGCGACAAUAGCUCGGACGAGGCCAGUUCUGACUAUGACAGCAGCAUAAUUGGUCAAACGGAAGUCAUGCUGAAGCGUUACAAAUCGCAACAGGACUCUUUCGAUAUAUCGCCACUGGCGCAAACGACCGAUGUGGCGCAACAAGCAGUAUCAGCGAUAAGUGCAGCGCCGCGUUUACCGCACGCACUCGCCUCUUCUGCCGGCUCAACGCCGCCACCGUUGCCACCAAGCGGUAUCGGCAAGCUGCCGGCAUCUGUCGCCAAUUCCUCACCCACCUCAUCGACCGCAUCAUCACUGAAAUCGGUACGCGGUGCCGUGAAACGCCUACGUUGCAAAGACGCCGACGAUGAGGAUGAGGUAAACCCGCGCGAUUAUAAGAAGGACGCCAUUUCAAAUUCAUCGCAGGCGAAAAAGUCAACAACAACACUAAGUUUAAGUAGCGUAGUUGCAAGCGCGGGCAGUAGCAGCAGCGCGGCGCCUGUUUCCUCCACGCCAACAUCCGUCAACACAUCACCGGUAAAGACGCCGCUCAUGACGCCCACCUCAACAACAGCCGGCAUUGAUAGCAACAGCACAGUUGAUAAGCUCAAGCAUACACUACUCUCUGGCAUGCACGAAAUACACAAUACCGGCAACAAAAACAAUCACGCUAAUGCCAUUAGCAAAAAGAAAGCGAACGCGGCACGCUUAACACUGCAACAUGCCUCCAAAUCGCUGGACAUUGCCGGUUGUCAUGCGUCCGCAACCAGUGAGGAUGCACGCUGUAUGGUCGAUGUGCGUCUCAUCGACUUUGCGCAUACCGCAUUUGUGCCGCGCAACGGCGGCGGUUCGCUGCUGCAACAGACAGCGUCGAGCACGCCAGUGCAUCAUGGGCCAGAUGGCGGCUUUCUAACGGGUUUGGACAGUCUCAAUCGCCUGCUAAACGAUAUAUUAACAGAAGAGGUCAGCGUUUAAGCAGCGUGCUGUGCACACGACGCUAAGCGGCGUAUCUAAGAAUUUGCGAGGCUACUCGCCACACGCCACCAGCGUGCAAAGGAAUGUGCUGCUAAAAGCACAAGUAGAGCGCAGGCAGCUGGAAGCAGCCGCCGUUACCUAGCAAAGAGUUCUUGUGCGGGCGUUAAACAGACGCGGCAAACAAAUACCAUACCAUACUACCGGAAAAUACAUAUACAAAGUAUAUAAGUGUAGACUAUUUCACAACAACAACACCACCAACAUGGACAAAAUACCAGCCCUCGUAAAACCAAGCCCGAAAACCCUUACAAUUGACUGAGUAUGCGGAAUGAAUGAAAAUUGUUGGCAAAUUUUUGAAAAAUUCUGCAAAAAGUGCAUGAAUGAAUGGCUGAAGGAGCGUUUGAACAACUAAAUUUAAGUAUAAGUUAUUAAUAAUAAAUUAAUUGGAAGCAAAGCGACGUGCAACCGAGAGAGAACGAGAGGGAGAGAGAGUGGUAGAGAGAGUGUGUAAAUGAAAGUAUAAACAAAAAUAAUACGCACAUCGUUUUUGGCAGCAAUAAAUACUAUUUUACUAUAUUAUAAACUAAAAUGGGUGUAUAUCUAUAUAUAUGUGUGUAUGUGUGUGCUCUGCAAUUAAGAAUUUUAUGCUAAACAACAAUAUUAUAAUAUGUAAAUGGCAUGUAGGGCAUAGUAAGAGGGCAAAAUCACAAAAACUUGUGAAUAAAACACACAAUGGAAGACAAAGAAAAAACAAAACAACAACAAAAACAAUUAAAAAUUCAAAAACAUAACAUAAUGUAAUUAAUCUUGUAAUGAAUAGACAAAGUGAGACAGGUUUUAGACAGCCCCAACAAUUUUAUAAAAAAAAUCGCAAUUUGGAAUAAUGAAAAGCAUAAUAAAAAUAACAACAACAAAAGAAAACAACCAAAAAGAUUCUAAAUGCAUAGUAUUUGAAAGUGUUUUAAGCAAAAAUGUCAAAAUAAAAAUUAAUAAAAAAACAAAAACUGAAAUUAAAAAAAAAAAUCUAAUACAAAAACAAACUUUUAACAACAAAAUUUUUACCAUAUGCACAAAAUGAUAUGCAAUAUACUUAAUAAUAAUAAAAAUAAUGGCGAUUAAAUAAUACAGCUCAUAAAUAAAUAUAAUUAAAUAUAAAGCUUAUGCUCAACUGACAAGAAACAUUAUUAUUUUUUCUUAUUUUUCGAAAGCAACUAAGCUAAACAACAAUUAAAAUGUAAAAUCACCAAUCAACAAAUUAAUGAACAUAUACAUACAUAAAAAAUUCAAUAUAAAAUAAAACUGAAGCAUGUGUGAAUGUAUAAAUAUGUAAAGCUUAAAGCGAAAUACCGGAAUUCGGUGUAAAAAUUAUGCUUGAAAAAAAACGAUUAAAGUUUUUUUUUAUAAAAACAAAAAAGGUACAUUAGUAAAAGAACACCAUGAUUUUCAUAGCGAUAAUAUCGCUAAAUACAACAGAGCAGUUAACUCUUAAAAUGUCUUGUGUGAAAAAGAAAACAACUCAUUUCCUUUAUAGCACCAACAACUAUUGUUCAGUAA
This is a messenger RNA of Ceratitis capitata (Mediterranean fruit fly), 5378 nucleotides long. RefSeq lists its product as uncharacterized. Lineage: Eukaryota; Metazoa; Arthropoda; Insecta; Diptera; Tephritidae. Bases 561 to 3824 code for a protein of 1087 amino acids. Gene Ontology annotation, molecular function: inositol hexakisphosphate kinase activity. Gene Ontology annotation, biological process: phosphatidylinositol phosphate biosynthetic process; inositol phosphate biosynthetic process. Gene Ontology annotation, cellular component: cytoplasm; nucleus. The record is from RefSeq and is a predicted model, not a curated record. The transcript is spliced from 7 exons.